Messenger RNA from Vigna radiata var. radiata (mung bean), 1465 nucleotides. Its product is annotated as histidine biosynthesis bifunctional protein hisIE, chloroplastic. The transcript is spliced from 7 exons. Bases 325 to 1170 code for a protein of 281 amino acids. NCBI's taxonomy places the organism in Eukaryota, Viridiplantae, Streptophyta, Magnoliopsida, Fabales, Fabaceae. Gene Ontology annotation, biological process: L-histidine biosynthetic process. The record is from RefSeq and is a predicted model, not a curated record. Gene Ontology annotation, molecular function: phosphoribosyl-AMP cyclohydrolase activity; phosphoribosyl-ATP diphosphatase activity.
GUAUGGUUCAGACAUGAGAUAUGCAGGGGAUCUUAGAAAGAUCUCGUUUUUUUGAUGAGAUAAUAAUGGUACGAGAAUGUUCUCAUUCUGAUUCAUAGCAAGAACGGCUCUGAUAGCGCUUUGGUGCAGCGAGCAGCGUGGGAAUAUCACAGACAAACCCACUCGUGCCUCUACCUCAUCACACCGUUGAUCACUACCACAGACACAACAACAUACUUACCAUACCAGAUCCAACCGCAAGCACAGCACCGCAGGCGACAACACAAUGAUCCAACCCUAAUUCCACCGUCUCUUACCUCCAAGGUGAAGGUUCCCUUGGAAUCCAUGGCUGUUUCGUAUGUUCACAUGGUUCAAUCUGGCAGGGGUUUCCACAAGGGUAACCUUUCAUAUGCCAAUUUCAGUUACAAGGGGAGGAGGUCCAACCGUUUAGUUUUUGCUUCUAUGCAAACUUCAGACCAUAAGGUAGAUUCAUUACUGGACAGUGUAAAAUGGGAUGACAAAGGCUUAGCUGUGGCAAUAGCUCAGAAUGUUGACACAGGGGCCAUAUUAAUGCAAGGUUUUGCAAACAGAGAAGCAGUUGCCACAACCCUAUCUUCUCGAAAGGCCACUUUCUAUAGCCGAUCAAGAUCAACAUUGUGGACCAAAGGAGAGACCUCUAAUAAUUUUAUCAAUGUUCAUGAUGUCUUUCUUGAUUGUGAUCGUGAUUCUAUAAUAUACCUGGGGAAACCUGAUGGGCCUACCUGUCACACAGGGGCAGAAACUUGUUAUUAUACAUCAGUCUUUGACUUGUUAAAACAGCAAGAGGAUGAAGGAGAUAAUUUGGCAUUAACCUCAUUGUAUGCAUUAGAGUCAACAAUCUCACAACGGAAAACAGAGUUAACUGGAGAAAAUGAGAAGCCUUCAUGGACAAAGCGAUUAUUGCUUAACGAUAAGUUGUUGUGCUCUAAAAUCAGGGAAGAGGCAAAUGAGUUGUGUCAAACACUAGAGAAUAAUGAGGACAAGUCACGUACUGCUUCAGAGAUGGCUGAUGUACUUUAUCAUUCCAUGGUUCUGCUGGCACAGAAAGAUGUCAAAAUAGAAGAUGUUUUGCAGGUUCUUCGGCUGAGAUUUUCCCAAUCUGGUAUUGAGGAGAAGAGAAGCCGUUUAUCCCAGAAACCAUUGGGUCAUUAAAUUUUCUGUCAAAUCUAUAUCUCAAACAGUAUAUUUAGCUUUUUUUGACAUACCUGGAUUAACUGUAUGUGUUAUUAUCUGUGUGACUAUACUGAAUUGGGGUAACUUAUUUAAAUAGCGUAGAGAAUGUCAAGAACACCAUGUAACUGCUAUCCACCCAUUUUUGCAGAUAUCAGUUUACACUGUUUUUGAGGUAUAGAUAAUUAUAUUGCUUGGAUGCUUAUUUCUACCAAACUGCAAGUAUGUAAUUCAUUAUCUUAAGUUAGUUAGAAUUGAUUUUGAGCUGUUAAAUGUA